GCUCGCCCUGCACCGCUUUUGACGGACUUUGGACGAGUUUGGAGCAUCGUCUUUCGCAAAAACAAUCCUUAAUGAGUUGUCGGCUGCAGCCCAAACAUCUGCGCUGGCUGCGUCCUCUCUGUAUAUUUGAUUCGACCGUAUCACACAUCUCAAAACCGUUAUAUCCGUCGAGUACCUGUGGACCAUCUUGGAGAAGAUACUUUUAUUCGCAACCAAGGGAACAUAUCUCUCACACUAUGCCAAGCGAGGCUCAUAGAAAGGAGAUACAUGAACAACUGAACAAGGCAAGAAAGCACACGGGUGCUCCUCUUCCAAACAUGGUGGGAGAUCAACCAGAAGGGGACGCUGCUGGCGUUGGUGUUGGAGUCGCCUUGCUGCUCGUUGAUGUGAUAAACGACAUUGAAUUUGAGGGCAACGAGUAUAUAGUCGAAGAAGCAAAGAAAAUGGGACCCAAGAUCAGGAAUUUAAUGAAUAAAUGUAGAGAUUCUGGAAUCCCGAUUAUCUACUGCAACGACAACUUUGGAAGGUGGCGGUCAAAUCUGCAACAAAUAUAUGAGCAUGUUACCGAGAAUAAUACGCCAGGCAAAGCUGUUGCUGAAAUGCUCAAACCCCGAUCGGACGAUUAUUUCGUGCUGAAACCCAAGCAUUCGGCUUUUUAUGCUACAGCCCUCGAUUCACUACUGACAUAUCUACGGAUAAAGACACUGAUCAUCGUGGGGAUGGCAGGGAACGUUUGCAUUCUAUUUACCGCCAACGAUGCGUACAUGCGUGACUUUGCUACCUUUGUGCCAAAAGAUUGCAUUGCUUCUACAUCAUCGGAAGAAUCCGCGGCCGCCAUUCUUCUCAUGGAACGUGUUCUAAGGACAACUACCAGAAAUUCAGAUGAGCUCGAUUUGGAUCAUAUCCUGGAAGUACACAAAAAGCAUGGAUUGGCGAACGAAAACGACCUGCAAAAGUCCUCUGAAAACAACUCUUUCGCAUCAAACCCAUCAAGCAGCGACUAGGGUUGUAUCUUCCACCAUCUUAUCAUAGAGUUUUCGCCUCUUUUGCCCCACAGAUCUGGGGCACAAUUUGAAGCUUUAUGUACAGUUAGCGUAGCAACGAGGCUUAGGAUUGGAAGAGUAAACAUCCACAGUCACCGUGAUUAGAUGAUGAAAAUGGCGGGGAUGAAUUGGUGCAUUGUUGUUGAAAGCAGUAAGCACAUGUUCUUUGCAGGGAAAUUAAUUGACCUUGGAUGUGGCAUGCCUCGCAACGAAAAACAGCGAGCUCUGCGGAUGCUUUUGAAAAUGUUAAGUUGCGUUGGGGAAACAAUGUCUCUCCUCUCAUUGGGCCUGUACAUUAUUAACAUAUAGCUCGUGAAGAACCACAGUACGGAAAUUUGGAGAGGGGAACAAAAAGGAAGCGUGGAGAUUGAGCGAGACAGCUUUCAAUACACUUCAUUUGAACGAAGCGAACCAUCAAAAAC
This is a messenger RNA of Spizellomyces punctatus DAOM BR117, 1465 nucleotides long. RefSeq lists its product as uncharacterized. The record is from RefSeq and is a predicted model, not a curated record. NCBI's taxonomy places the organism in Eukaryota, Fungi, Chytridiomycota, Chytridiomycetes, Spizellomycetales, Spizellomycetaceae. The coding region runs from base 72 to 1004 and encodes 310 amino acids. The transcript has 8 exons. Gene Ontology annotation, molecular function: isochorismatase activity.